Messenger RNA from Pelobates cultripes (western spadefoot toad), 525 nucleotides. The record is from the annotation of a GenBank genome assembly. NCBI's taxonomy places the organism in Eukaryota, Metazoa, Chordata, Amphibia, Anura, Pelobatidae.
CCCCUUACUCAGCCUGCACACUUCAGUGUCACAUUAGCUAUCGUUGCCCUAGUUCUAGUGUUGCCUCAUUCACUUAUUUGGCCCAAGAUGCAGACCCCUACUGAGUACUCUGCCCCCGGCCCUAGUGGUAAGGGGGACGCCAGCAGGUCCUUGGUGUCUGCAACCCCCACCCUGCAAGGGGACGUGGUGACCCCCCUGGAGCAUUUGGACUCAGAGGAGUUCCACUCGCUCCUGGACGCCACCAUGUCCAAAUCAGUUACCCAGGCUAUCUAUACCGCAAUGGGGGUUAUGUCUGACAACAUAUCCCACUCUAUUUCAACUGCUAUUAAGGCAGCCAACCCUAAGGGACCCCUUGGCAGGGUUACAGAAGAGGGCCCUGUACACAAAGAGGGCCAUAAGGCUGUGAGGAAAACUCACUACAUGGGAAAGCAUACCUCCAAAACUGAAAUGACGGACAGGGUACGUCCUGUCACACCUGAGGUCGUGGGGCCCCCACGAAAACGAGCCACCCGUCGGGCAAAAGCG